Hyla sarda is the source of this 7764-nucleotide messenger RNA. RefSeq names its product streptococcal hemagglutinin-like. The record is from RefSeq and is a predicted model, not a curated record. NCBI's taxonomy places the organism in Eukaryota, Metazoa, Chordata, Amphibia, Anura, Hylidae. The transcript has a single exon. The coding region runs from base 1 to 7764 and encodes 2587 amino acids.
AUGGCGGCAUUCACCCGUCUAGAGAUGAUUGACCCCUCACUGAUCACGUACAGUACGGUAAUGUUCACCCGUCUAGAGAUGAUUGAUCCCUCACUGACCACGUACAGUACGGCAACGAUUACCCGUCUAGAGAUGAUUGAUCCCUCACUGACCACGUACAGUCCGGUAAUGUUCACCCGUCUAGAGAUGAUAGACCCCUCACUGACCACGUACACUCCGGUAAUGUUCACCCGUCUAGAGAUGAUAGACCCCUCACUGACCACGUACAGUACGGCAACGAUUACCCGUCUAGAGAUGAUUGAUCCCUCACUGACCACAUACAGUACGGCAACGAUUACCCGUCUAGAGAUGAUUGAUCCCUCACUGACCACGUACAGUCCGGUAAUGUUCACCCGUCUAGAGAUGAUAGACCCCUCACUGACCACGUACAGUAUGGCAACGAUUACCCGUCUAGAGAUGAUUGACCCCUCACUGAACACGUACAGUACGGCAACGAUUACCCGUCUAGAGAUGAUUGACCCCUCACUGACCACGUACAGUACGGUAACGAUUACCCGUCUAGAGAUGAUUGAUCCCUCACUGACCACGUACACUCCGGUAAUGUUCACCCGUCUAGAGAUGAUUGACCCCUCACUGAUCACGUACAGUAUGGCAACGAUUACCCGUCUAGAGAUGAUUGACCCCUCACUGACCACGUACAGUACGGCAACGAUUACCCGUCUAGAGAUGAUUGAUCCCUCACUGACCACGUACACUCCGGUAAUGUUCACCCGUCUAGAGAUGAUUGAUCCCUCACUGACCACGUACAGUACGGUAACGAUUACCCGUCUAGAGAUGAUUGACCCCUCACUGAUCACGUACAGUAUGGCAACGAUUACCCGUCUAGAGAUGAUUGACCCCUCACUGACCACGUACAGUACGGUAAUGUUCACCCGUCUAGAGAUGAUUGAUCCCUCACUGACCACGUACAGUACGGCAACGAUUACCCGUCUAGAGAUGAUUGAUCCCUCACUGAUCACGUACAGUACGGUAACGAUUACCCGUCUAGAGAUGAUUGAUCCCUCACUGACCACGUACACUCCGGUAAUGUUCACCCGUCUAGAGAUGAUUGACCCCUCACUGAUCACGUACAGUAUGGCAACGAUUACCCGUCUAGAGAUGAUUGACCCCUCACUGACCACGUACAGUACGGCAACGAUUACCCGUCUAGAGAUGAUUGAUCCCUCACUGACCACGUACACUUCGGUAAUGUUCACCCGUCUAGAGAUGAUAGACCCCUCACUGACCACGUACAGUACGGUAACGAUUACCCGUCUAGAGAUGAUUGACCCCUCACUGAUCACGUACAGUAUGGCAACGAUUACCCGUCUAGAGAUGAUUGACCCCUCACUGACCACGUACAGUACGGUAAUGUUCACCCGUCUAGAGAUGAUUGAUCCCUCACUGACCACGUACAGUACGGCAACGAUUACCCGUCUAGAGAUGAUUGAUCCCUCACUGACCACGUACACUCCGGUAAUGUUCACCCGUCUAGAGAUGAUAGACCCCUCACUGACCACGUACAGUACGGUAAUGUUCACCCAUCUAGAGAUGAUUGAUCCCUCACUGACCACGUACAGUACGGCAACGAUUACCCGUCUAGAGAUGAUUGAUCCCUCACUGACCACAUACAGUACGGCAACGAUUACCCGUCUAGAGAUGAUUGAUCCCUCACUGACCACGUACACUCCGGUAAUGUUCACCCGUCUAGAGAUGAUAGACCCCUCACUGACCACGUACAGUACGGCAACGAUUACCCGUCUAGAGAUGAUUGAUCCCUCACUGACCACAUACAGUACGGCAACGAUUACCCGUCUAGAGAUGAUUGAUCCCUCACUGACCACGUACAGUCCGGUAAUGUUCACCCGUCUAGAGAUGAUAGACCCCUCACUGACCACGUACAGUAUGGCAACGAUUACCCGUCUAGAGAUGAUUGACCCCUCACUGAACACGUACAGUACGGCAACGAUUACCCGUCUAGAGAUGAUUGACCCCUCACUGACCACGUACAGUACGGUAACGAUUACCCGUCUAGAGAUGAUUGAUCCCUCACUGACCACGUACACUCCGGUAAUGUUCACCCGUCUAGAGAUGAUUGACCCCUCACUGAUCACGUACAGUAUGGCAACGAUUACCCGUCUAGAGAUGAUUGACCCCUCACUGACCACGUACAGUACGGCAACGAUUACCCGUCUAGAGAUGAUUGAUCCCUCACUGACCACGUACACUCCGGUAAUGUUCACCCGUCUAGAGAUGAUUGAUCCCUCACUGACCACGUACAGUACGGUAACGAUUACCCGUCUAGAGAUGAUUGACCCCUCACUGAUCACGUACAGUAUGGCAACGAUUACCCGUCUAGAGAUGAUUGACCCCUCACUGACCACGUACAGUACGGUAAUGUUCACCCGUCUAGAGAUGAUUGAUCCCUCACUGACCACGUACAGUACGGCAACGAUUACCCGUCUAGAGAUGAUUGAUCCCUCACUGAUCACGUACAGUACGGUAACGAUUACCCGUCUAGAGAUGAUUGAUCCCUCACUGACCACGUACACUCCGGUAAUGUUCACCCGUCUAGAGAUGAUUGACCCCUCACUGAUCACGUACAGUAUGGCAACGAUUACCCGUCUAGAGAUGAUUGACCCCUCACUGACCACGUACAGUACGGCAACGAUUACCCGUCUAGAGAUGAUUGAUCCCUCACUGACCACGUACACUUCGGUAAUGUUCACCCGUCUAGAGAUGAUAGACCCCUCACUGACCACGUACAGUACGGUAACAAUUACCCGUCUAGAGAUGAUUGACCCCUCACUGAUCACGUACAGUAUGGCAACGAUUACCCGUCUAGAGAUGAUUGACCCCUCACUGACCACGUACAGUACGGUAAUGUUCACCCGUCUAGAGAUGAUUGAUCCCUCACUGACCACGUACAGUACGGCAACGAUUACCCGUCUAGAGAUGAUUGAUCCCUCACUGACCACGUACACUCCGGUAAUGUUCACCCGUCUAGAGAUGAUAGACCCCUCACUGACCACGUACAGUACGGUAAUGUUCACCCAUCUAGAGAUGAUUGAUCCCUCACUGACCACGUACAGUACGGCAACGAUUACCCGUCUAGAGAUGAUUGAUCCCUCACUGACCACAUACAGUACGGCAACGAUUACCCGUCUAGAGAUGAUUGAUCCCUCACUGACCACGUACAGUCCGGUAAUGUUCACCCGUCUAGAGAUGAUAGACCCCUCACUGACCACGUACACUCCGGUAAUGUUCACCCGUCUAGAGAUGAUAGACCCCUCACUGACCACGUACAGUACGGUAACGAUUACCCGUCUAGAGAUGAUUGACCCCUCACUGAUCACGUACAGUAUGGCAACGAUUACCCGUCUAGAGAUGAUUGACCCCUCACUGACCACGUACAGUACGGCAACGAUUACCCGUCUAGAGAUGAUUGAUCCCUCACUGACCACGUACACUCCGGUAAUGUUCACCCGUCUAGAGAUGAUAGACCCCUCACUGACCACGUACAGUACGGUAACGAUUACCCGUCUAGAGAUGAUUGACCCCUCACUGAUCACGUACAGUAUGGCAACGAUUACCCGUCUAGAGAUGAUUGACCCCUCACUGACCACGUACAGUACGGUAAUGUUCACCCGUCUAGAGAUGAUUGAUCCCUCACUGACCACGUACAGUACGGCAACGAUUACCCGUCUAGAGAUGAUUGAUCCCUCACUGACCACGUACACUCCGGUAAUGUUCACCCGUCUAGAGAUGAUAGACCCCUCACUGACCACGUACAGUACGGUAAUGUUCACCCGUCUAGAGAUUAUUGACCCCUCACUGAUCACGUACAGUACGGCAAUGUUCACCCGUCUAGAGAUGAUUGACCCCUCACUGACCACGUACAGUACGGUAAUGUUCACCCGUCUAGAGAUGAUUGACCCCUCACUGACCACGUACAGUACGGCAAUGUUCACCCGUCUAGAGAUGAUUGACCCCUCACUGACCACGUACAGUACGGUAAUGUUCACCCAUCUAGAGAUGAUUGAUCCCUCACUGACCACGUACAGUACGGUAAUGUUCACCCGUCUAGAGAUGAUUGACCCCUCACUGACCACGUACAGUACGGUAAUGUUCACCCGUCUAGAGAUGAUUGAUCCCUCACUGACCACGUACAGUCCGAUAAUGUUCACCCGUCUAGAGAUGAUAGACCCCUCACUGACCACGUACAGUACGGUAAUGUUCACCCGUCUAGAGAUUAUUGACCCCUCACUGAUCACGUACAGUACGGCAACGAUUACCCGUCUAGAGAUGAUUGAUCCCUCACUGACCACAUACAGUACGGCAACGAUUACCCGUCUAGAGAUGAUUGAUCCCUCACUGACCACGUACAGUCCGGUAAUGUUCACCCGUCUAGAGAUGAUAGACCCCUCACUGACCACGUACAGUAUGGCAACGAUUACCCGUCUAGAGAUGAUUGACCCCUCACUGAACACGUACAGUACGGCAACGAUUACCCGUCUAGAGAUGAUUGAUCCCUCACUGACCACGUACACUCCGGUAAUGUUCACCCGUCUAGAGAUGAUAGACCCCUCACUGACCACGUACAGUACGGUAACGAUUACCCGUCUAGAGAUGAUUGACCCCUCACUGAUCACGUACAGUAUGGCAACGAUUACCCGUCUAGAGAUGAUUGACCCCUCACUGACCACGUACAGUACGGCAACGAUUACCCGUCUAGAGAUGAUUGAUCCCUCACUGACCACGUACACUCCGGUAAUGUUCACCCGUCUAGAGAUGAUAGACCCCUCACUGACCACGUACAGUACGGUAACGAUUACCCGUCUAGAGAUGAUUGACCCCUCACUGAUCACGUACAGUAUGGCAACGAUUACCCGUCUAGAGAUGAUUGACCCCUCACUGACCACGUACAGUACGGUAAUGUUCACCCGUCUAGAGAUGAUUGACCCCUCACUGACCACGUACAGUACGGUAAUGUUCACCCGUCUAGAGAUGAUUGAUCCCUCACUGACCACGUACAGUACGGCAACGAUUACCCGUCUAGAGAUGAUUGAUCCCUCACUGACCACGUACACUCCGGUAAUGUUCACCCGUCUAGAGAUGAUAGACCCCUCACUGACCACGUACAGUACGGUAAUGUUCACUCGUCUAGAGAUGAUUGAUCCCUCACUGACCACGUACAGUACGGUAAUGUUCACUCGUCUAGAGAUGAUUGAUCCCUCACUGACCACGUACAGUACGGUAAUGUUCACCCGUCUAGAGAUGAUUGACCCCUCACUGACCACGUACACUACGGCAAUGUUCACCCGUCUAGAGAUGAUUGACCCCUCACUGACCACGUACAGUACGGUAAUGUUCACCCGUCUAGAGAUGAUUGAUCCCUCACUGACCACGUACAGUACGGUAAUGUUCACCCGUCUAGAGAUGAUUGAUCCCUCACUGACCACGUACAGUACGGUAAUGUUCACCCGUCUAGAGAUGAUUGACCCCUCACUGACCACGUACAGUACGGUAAUGUUCACCCGUCUAGAGAUGAUUGAUCCCUCACUGACCACGUACAGUACGGUAAUGUUCACCCGUCUAGAGAUGAUUGACCCCUCACUGACCACGUACAGUACGGUAAUGUUCACCCGUCUAGAGAUGAUUGAUCCCUCACUGACCACGUACAGUACGGUAAUGUUCACCCAUCUAGAGAUGAUUGAUCCCUCACUGACCACGUACAGUACGGUAAUGUUCACCCGUCUAGAGAUGAAUGACCCCUCACUGACCACGUACAGUACGGUAAUGUUCAGCCAUGUAGAGAUGAUUGAUCCUUCACUGACCACGUACAGUACGGUAAUGUUCACCCGUCUAGAGAUGAUUGAUCCCUCACUGACCACAUACAGUACGGUAAUGUUCACCCGUCUAGAGAUGAUUGACCCCUCACUGACCACGUACAGUACGGUAAUGUUCACCCGUCUAGAGAUGAUUGACCCCUCACUGACCACGUACAGUCCGAUAAUGUUCACCCGUCUAGAGAUGAUUGACCCGUCACUGACCACGUACAGUACGGUAACGAUUACCCGUCUAGAGAUGAUUGACCCCUCACUGACCACGUACAGUACGGUAAUGUUCACCCGUCUAGAGAUGAUUGACCCCUCACUGACCACGUACAGUACGGUAAUGUUCACCCGUCUAGAGAUGAUAGACCCCUCACUGACCACGUACAGUACGGUAAUGUUCACCCGUCUAGAGAUGAUUGACCACUCACUGACCACGUACAGUACGGUAAUGUUCACCCGUCUAGAGAUGAUUGACCCCUCACUGACCACAUACAGUAAGGUAAUGUUCACCCGUCUAGAGAUGAUUGAUCCCUCACUGACCACGUACAGUACGGUAAUGUUCACCCGUCUAGAGAUGAUUGACCCCUCACUGACCACGUACAGUACGGUAAUGUUCACCCGUCUAGAGAUGAUUGACCCCUCACUGACCACGUACAGUACGGUAAUGUUCACCCGUCUAGAGAUGAUUGACCCCUCACUGACCACGUACAGUACGGUAAUGUUCACCCGUCUAGAGAUGAUUGACCCCUCACUGACCACGUACAGUACGGUAAUGUUCACCCGUCUAGAGAUGAUUGACCCCUCACUGACCACGUACAGUACGGUAAUGUUCACCCGUCUAGAGAUGAUUGACCCCUCACUGACCACGUACAGUACGGUAAUGUUCAGCCAUGUAGAGAUGAUUGACCCCUCACUGACCACGUACAGUACGGUAAUGUUCACCCGUCUAGAGAUGAUUGACCCCUCACUGACCACGUACAGUACGGUAAUGUUCACCCGUCUAGAGAUGAUUGACCCCUCACUGACCACGUACAGUCCGAUAAUGUUCACCCGUCUAGAGAUGAUUGACCCCUCACUGACCACGUACACUCCGGUAAUGUUCACCCGUCUAGAGAUGAUUGACCCCUCACUGACCACGUACAGUACGGUAAUGUUCAGCCAUGUAGAGAUGAUUGACCCCUCACUGACCACGUACAGUACGGUAAUGUUCACCCGUCUAGAGAUGAUUGAUCCCUCACUGACCACGUACAGUACGGUAAUGUUCACCCGUCUAGAGAUGAUUGACCCCUCACUGACCACGUACAGUACGGUAAUGUUCAGCCAUGUAGAGAUGAUUGACCCCUCACUGACCACGUACAGUACGGUAAUGUUCACCCGUCUAGAGAUGAUUGACCCCUCACUGACCACGUACAGUACGGUAAUGUUCACCCGUCUAGAGAUGAUUGACCCCUCACUGACCACGUACAGUACGGUAAUGUUCACCCGUCUAGAGAUGAUUGAUCCCUCACUGACCACGUACAGUACGGUAAUGUUCACCCGUCUAGAGAUGAUUGAUCCCUCACUGACCACGUACAGUACGGCAACGAUUACCCGUCUAGAGAUGAUUGACCCCUCACUGAUCACGUACAGUACGGUAAUGUUCACCCGUCUAGAGAUGAUUGACCCCUCACUGACCACGUACAGUACGGUAAUGUUCACCCGUCUAGAGAUGAUAGACCCCUCACUGACCACGUACAGUACGGUAAUGUUCACCCGUCUAGAGAUGAUUGACCCCUCACUGACCACGUACAGUACGGUAAUGUUCACCCGUCUAGAGAUGAUUGAUCCCUCACUGACCACGUACAGUACGGUAAUGUUCACCCGUCUAGAGAACUCCCAGCAUGCCUAG